AUGGACUCUGACGCAGAGGCCUGCAACGCAGCCCGUUGCCUGCCAAGAAGGUAUCGUCCUGCACCUACUGGGGGACAGAUGGCGUCUGUGCUCCUCCGCCUCGACAGCGACCGGCCGAAAGCUCACGCUCGCCAAUCCGAGCUAUGCGAAACCGGUUGGAAUGUAUUUCUCGACUGGCUGCUUCAACAUCCUACCAAACACGCAGCAGUCGAUCAUUUUAGAAAACAUGAACCUCGCUGGCAACAUGAGGGGAGGGCGGACAGAGAAACAAUGACGACAAACUCCACGCUAGUCGUUACAUCCCAUCUCCAGACCAAUGUGGUCCUCGAGCGGCCUGCAUCCGUGACAGACCGUGGUUACACAUCUGCCGGCACGCACGACUGGCGCUAA
Molecule: messenger RNA, 390 nt
Organism: Aspergillus tubingensis
Lineage: Eukaryota; Fungi; Ascomycota; Eurotiomycetes; Eurotiales; Aspergillaceae
Product: RTM1-like protein
Exons: 2
Coding region: 1-390 (129 amino acids)
Source: RefSeq, a predicted model, not a curated record